AGAAGCGCCGUCUGCAGCCGCGACGCCAUUUGCCACUGCCAAGCGUGGGCACAGGCGGCUCUCGGAAGCACCGGCGACCAGCCUCUUCCGAGCACGCUUCUCGGCCUCCCGCAUAGUCUUCAUCGCGCGCGUUUCUCCGCGUCGCCCCUCGGAGUCACCGCCGCUCCUGCCGCCUUCCGGAGCACGGUCCCACACGCCGCCUGCCCGUUUUUGCCGCCAUGCCCAAGAAUAAAGGAAAAGGAGGUAAAAACAGACGCAGAGGAAAGAAUGAGAAUGAAUCUGAAAAGCGAGAGCUGGUCUUCAAAGAGGAUGGGCAAGAAUAUGCUCAGGUAAUCAAAAUGUUGGGAAACGGACGAUUAGAAGCAAUGUGUUUCGAUGGUGUAAAGAGACUAUGCCACAUCAGAGGGAAGUUGAGAAAAAAAGUUUGGAUAAAUACCUCAGACAUCAUAUUGGUGGGCCUCCGAGAUUACCAGGAUAACAAAGCCGAUGUCAUUUUAAAAUACAACGCAGAUGAAGCUAGAAGUCUCAAGGCGUAUGGCGAGCUUCCAGAGCAUGCUAAAAUCAAUGAAACUGAUACAUUUGGUCCUGGAGAUGAUGAUGAAAUUCAGUUUGAUGACAUUGGGGAUGAUGAUGAAGACAUUGAUGAUAUCUAAAAUGAACUCAACAUUUGACAUUCCAGUCCUUCUGAAGAUUGCCCUGCAAGUUUGGAAUUGAUCAUAGACGUUCAGGAAAAGUUUUCACAACCAUGAUUGUAAUUUGUUGAGGCAGACUUGAUUCAAUACUAAGGUCGCUUCUUUCAAAACUGAUAAUAUCUUAACUGUUAGGUUAAGCCCACUUUGUUCAUUUGAUGUAAUGAAACUCAAGAAGAUCAUGUAAGAAAAAAAAAUACAUUACUGCCUUUCCUACUUUGACCCCUUCCAGUAAGUAAAUGGAUGUUUUGAAUAAACCAUUUGCCUUGUACUCAUUAUAAACUAUGAUUAAGCCCUCCUUUUGCAUAGCUGUUGACUGUACAGUCUUUGUGUAUAUUCCAGUUGCCCAGAGAUUUUGAUACAAAUGGAGGCAGAAAUCUGUUUUGUGUUUUGUUUUGUUUUGUUAUAUUUUGAGACAGAGUCAAACUUUGUAUCUGAAGCUAGCUUGGAGUUCACUAUAGUCCUAGUGGACCUCAAACUCACUAUGAUCCUCUUUUCUCAGCCUCCUGGGUGCUGAGAUUAUAUGUAUGUACCACCACACCUGGCAGAAAUCUAUUUAAAGGCAAAAAUGAUAGGUCUGCUUUUCAUAUUUAAGUCUGUGGCUAUUUUUAUACUAGUUUUGAUAACAUGUAAGUUCUUUUCAUGAUUUUAUUCUGCAGUCAUCAACUUACUGGGGGAGGAAAGGCACUUCCAAAAUGUUUUUAGAAACUGGUUUUUAAUGCCAAUUUUGAAUUAAGGUCAGUAGUUACAGAAAUUGAACACUAGGUGGUGCUCAGUUGUCUUAACAUUGGAAAUACUAUUUUAAUUAUUGAGAUGGUUUCCUUUCACAACUAGUGUGUAUAGGAAAUUCCCAAACAAGGAAAAGAUUGUUUUACUCAUAUGCGUAGAAUGUUUUUAACAAAAAGAAAGAUUAUGUUGGGGUAUUGCUUUUUCAGGAGUCUUAUUCACAUAAGCUACAAUUGAGUGCUUUAUAAACACAUAAAAUAUAUAGGCAAGUGAAGAUUUAAGUUCAUAACAAUAUAUUAUAUGACAAAAGUAUAAAUUAAUGCUUUUUCAGGCUUUCCCUGAACUGGGGGAAAAUGAGGGAAUAACAAACGUAAGCCUGAUAGAAUGGCAUGACCUGUAACCCUGCAUUUGUGAGGUCCAGGCAGGAGGAUCAAGAGUUCAAAAACAAACUUAGUGAAAAGAUGUUUUCUCAUUUCUGAAUCUAAGACCUGUUUCUGAAAAAAAGAGCAUGCUACAGAGGCUUGUAUACUCUGACUUUACAUUUGGGACAAGUUUACUGUGUAGACAGUCUGGGGAGGGCCCAAGGGGGUCCCAUUGUCUUUCUACGGGGAAUUUAGGUUUGCUCUUAUUUAGGAGUUACUACAGUUAGAGCUGGGCUAGUCAGAAUUCACUGUACACACUGAAAGCAUGCAAGUUUAAAACCGAGAUCCAUCAUGCACCUUGUGGACUUUGUAUUCUACUAGCAUCCAGAAAACUUUUCAUUAAUGAAAAGUAAUACACAAAGGAAUGCACCUUUACAUGGUUUCAAAAAAACAAGAUCUUCUCUAAUCUCCCCCCACCCCACCCCACCCCUUUUUUUUUUUUUUUUUUUUUUUGAUUUUCGAGACAGAGUCUCUGUAUAAUAGUUUAGCUGUCCUGGAACUCACUGUGUAGACCAGGCUGACUUUGAACUCACAGAGAUCCACCUGCCUCUGCCUCCCCAGUGCUGGGAUUAAAGGUGUGCACCACCCCCUGCUCUAAUCACUUUCUUUUUUUUUUUUUUUUUCUGUUUUUCGAGACAGGGUUUCUCUGUGUAGCUUUGUGCCUUUCCUGGGACUCGCUUGGUAGCCCAGGCUGGCCUCGAACUCACAGAGAUCCACCUGGCUCUGCCUCCCGAGUGCUGGGAUUAAAGGCGUGCGCCACCACCGCCCGGCUCUAAUCACUUUCUUAACUAUGACUUCAUCUCAGGUUUUCCUACUUAGCUUCAAAAUCAGAGGUAUCAUAACAACAGUAGGGAAGAUGAAGUGAUGUAGUCUGUUUCUUAUUCUGAGGAGUUUCCUAGUGAUUCUCUAGGCAGAAUGUAUCUGAGAACAAGGGCUUAAACUAGCCCUUGUCUUCAUCAGUAAUUAGACCUCUGGACCUUAAAAGUGUUCACCAGCUGGAUGUGGCAUACACCUGUGAUCCCAGCACUGGAGGAUUUUUGUUGAAUAGCAACCAGGGCUACAUAAGAUGCUGUCUCAAAAGCAACAAUAAAAAUGAAAAACCAUUUUUACUGAAUUUGCAGUGUAUAUAGUUAUGCAUUAGUUUAUGAGCAGUGUUUUAACUCUACAUGGGUGAUACAGCUCAAAGGCUGAUUUUCUACUUCCUAUAACAAACGGGAUUUGGAGGAUUUUCAGAAGUUACAUAUGAGCCCGUUUCCUGUACCUUCUGGUGGUUUUGUCUCUUUUCUUGCCUAAAUAGUAGCAGCGUUAAUGAGUGCUCCUGUAUCCCGGACGAUGUGGAGUCAUUGGUUGAAGAUAGUUGAAUACAGUUGUCUGGUAUGCAAACGCUACCUGGAAGAGUUCUUUGCCGUGUGUUUGCUAUGGGAGUUGAUUCAUUUUUAUUUCAAAUAAGGAAUGGAAGUGGUCUUCAAGGAAAUUGAGGUUUUUUUUUUUAAUUUGACUUCUAUAGUACAACUCUAUAAAGCAGUGCCCAGAAAGAAAAAUAAAAUGUUUGAAAUAUAAGAAUUAUGCGAUUUUGUUUUUGUGGAGGGGGGGAGGUUUGUUUUUGUUUUUUGAGACAGGAUCUCAUGUACCCCACUCUGGCCUUGAAAUACCAACAGCUGAGGCCGGCCUUGAACUUCUGAUCCUCUGCCUUUACCUCCCAAAUGCUGGGGUUAUAGGUGUGUACAAGCACACCCAACUAGAAUAAAGCCUCUUCCUGCUAAGAUGGUGUAACAAGUUAAUGCUCAUCAAUUAGACAGUCUCACACCAAGCUCUUGAUCUGAUCCCCAACACCACAUAAGUGAGCCAGUUUGAUAGGGUUUGUUUUUCACGAAGUUUAUUCCUGAUAGAGCAUGAGCAUGGUGUGUUGCUAAAGUGAGUAAGUAGCCACACCAAGCGUCUGUAUAAAAAGACUUGCCAAGAUUUAGUCGUUUGCCUGUUGAAUCUUUCUUAACCAUCUUAACUUUUAAGAGAACUACUUUUAGGAGACUACAAAGUAUUUGUGACAGGAAUUUUUAUAUUUCAUUUGGAAAAUAGCCAUCGGUUUACUCAUCCCAUGUAUGGAAUCAUAGCUAUAAAUUGUCACUUAAAAAUUGUGACUUGUAAUGUUACUUAAUCGCGAUUGUCUUAGUAAACUUUACUGUGUUGAACAACAUCUCUAAUAGGUAGAAACUGUCAGUGUUGACUGCAGAGUGAGUAAUCAAAUAGAUAAAAGCAUGUUUUAAAUAGCUAGAUUUCUACUCAAUUUGUAUUCUGUACAGAUUUAAUGAUGUCCAUUAUAAACUGCCUUUACAGUUAAAGUAUCAGGAUGAAGACAGUUCUGUUAACCUGCCUUUCAUAAAGAUUAAAAAGAUUUGUAUUAGUGUGUGAUAUUCAUCCUGCUCAGUAAGGAUAAGUUUCAUUUAUAUGCUGGUAGGACUCGCAUGGACUUUGACACACUAUAUUCAUGUUUGUGGUUUACCUUAAACCAUCAUUUUCCAUCCUUGUUCAGAAAAGAACAAAAUCUGCAUUAAGUUGUAUUACAAGUGUAAGUAAACACUAGACUGAGCAAUUAAGAGACUAUACUGGUCACCUCUACCAGUUUCUUGAGAGACAGUGUGCUAGAAAUAGAAAAGGAAGAACAUGGGUCCUGGGAUCAGUUGUCCUGUAUCCCAACCACCGGUCAGCCCUAACAAGUAUCUACCACUACCUUUCCAGCUUGCCUCAGCUUCACAGGCCUGUCCUGGGAUAUAUGGAGGAUAACAACACCUACUAUAGAAUUAGUGGAGGAUUAGUAACAGACGUUUGUAUGUGUGACACACUUGGUGUUUGCUUUUCACAUGGAAAUCCAGGACCAUGUAAGACAGAAGAUGCAUGUCUCCUGUGUUCACUGUGUACCAUAUCUUGCUUGCAGUCUUUAAUUACUGUGAUAGAAUGAACGUGUAGAAUAUAUAUUUGUAUUGUGUGGACACUGCAGUUGCUACCACACCAUCCUUAUUUAAUUCAGCAGGUGGGAGUCUCUAAGUUGCUUGCAGCUAUUUAUGGAAUUCCAACCGCUCUAUAUUUCUUCAGAGAAAGUUUAUAGUUACUAAUAAUGCUGGCUGUGGUAAUGUGUCAUUUAUGCUUUAAUGAGUCCUUUUGCUAUAGAGUCCCAUCCGUGGAACAAUGUAAAGAAAUCAGAUGCAAACUACAGCAAUUAGAAAAUAAAACACGAAAACAACCCAA
Peromyscus californicus insignis is the source of this 5080-nucleotide messenger RNA. It is a transcript of the gene Eif1ax, whose product is annotated as eukaryotic translation initiation factor 1A X-linked. Gene Ontology annotation, cellular component: cytoplasm. Gene Ontology annotation, biological process: translational initiation. Gene Ontology annotation, molecular function: translation initiation factor activity; RNA binding. The coding region runs from base 219 to 653 and encodes 144 amino acids. NCBI's taxonomy places the organism in Eukaryota, Metazoa, Chordata, Mammalia, Rodentia, Cricetidae. The record is from RefSeq and is a predicted model, not a curated record. The transcript is spliced from 7 exons.